Python bivittatus (Burmese python) is the source of this 2048-nucleotide messenger RNA. Its product is annotated as ras-related protein Rab-11A-like. The record is from RefSeq and is a predicted model, not a curated record. Gene Ontology annotation, molecular function: GTPase activity; GTP binding. NCBI's taxonomy places the organism in Eukaryota, Metazoa, Chordata, Lepidosauria, Squamata, Pythonidae.
GCCAGCGGCAGCCGGAAAGGCCUCCCUGCGGCCGCCCCACCUGAAGCCGGUGCAAGGCAGGAAAUUGCCGGGCGGUGAGAUCACGCAGCAGAGGCGCGCAGGUGUCGCCAGCCGGCUCCCGCGGGAGGGCCCAGAAGUCUCGGCGCGAUGCGGGGCAAGGACGACGAGUACGACUACCUGUUCAAGAUUGUCCUCAUCGGGGACUCGGGCGUGGGCAAGAGCAACCUGCUUUCCCGCUUCACCCGGAACGAAUUCAACCUGGAGAGCAAAAGUACCAUCGGGGUGGAGUUCGCCACCCGCAGCAUCCAGGUGGAUAACAAGACCGUGAAAGCGCAGAUCUGGGAUACAGCGGGUCAGGAGCGCUACCGGGCCAUUACUUCCGCUUACUACCGAGGAGCGGUUGGCGCCCUUCUUGUUUAUGACAUUGCCAAGUACUUGACCUAUGAGAACGCAGAGCGCUGGCUCAAGGAGCUGCAGGACCACGCAGACGCCAACAUUGUCAUCAUGCUUGUGGGCAACAAGAGCGACCUGCGACACCUGCGGGCCGUGCCCACUGACGAGGCCAAGAGCUUUGCAGAAAAGAAUGGAUUGUCUUUCAUAGAGACAUCAGCUCUGGAUUCCACCAACGUGGAGACAGCCUUUCACAACAUCCUGGCAGAAAUCUACCGGAUUGUAUCCCAGCGGCAACUUGCAGGCGGGCAGCCUGAGGCAGAGUUCAGCCACGGCACCACCAUCGAGCCCAUCAAAGUCUUGCCCACCCACCAGGAAGGGAGACAGGCCCCUUGCUGCCAGAACAUCUAACCUGGGUGGGAAACCAUCGUGGGGUGAGGACACAGCCCAAAAACCACCAGGUGCCUUCCCUGUACCCCUGGGAAAAGACAGGUGCCAGGCCCACCCAGUGCCCAUCCUCCGUGCUCUGUAUCAUGCACACCCAUUUCUCCACACUGCUUGAAGCUCCCCAUUUGCUCCAGCCGAGGCCCCCUCUGGCUGCCAGUCCUGGAUUCUCCUUAGGGAGGCUGAGCUUCAGCCUCCGAUGAAGCCACCGACAGAUCCUGGGGCGGGGGAGGAGGAAGCAUGAAGGAGGCUGCUGAAGGCCCCUUGAGUUCUUGCAGAAAGGUUCCCAACUCCUUUGCCCCCUUGGCUUGUACGGAGUGGCUCUCUCUGGCCUGCCAGGUGGUCCACCGAUGCCUUGAGGGAGACCUCCAGAGAGCCCUGGAGCACGUUGGUCCUCAAGGGUCCAUCCUCCUGGGUGGCUGCGUGUGCUGCCAGCAGAGCAAAGGGUAUCUGCUCUUAUGACUUCUGCCAAGGCCGCUCAGGAAGGCUACUUUGGAGGAGGGGGCGCCUCUUUAAAAUGGGUCACUUUCCUCAUAUGACCCCAAGUUCUUUGGACAAUUUGAGCUGGUUUAAAAGUCUCUGGUGCUGCCAGGGAGCGCCCUCAGUCUCAGACACUGUAGGUUGGUUUAGCUGCUGGCACCCGCAGAGGAAGAGCCUGGCCUGCAGAUCCCCUUCAGCUGGGCACCCCCCUGAGUCCACAAGGAGUGAGAUUUCCCUCCGAGGACUGGAAGUUUUGGGUGUGUCUGCCUGCAAAAAUGCAACUCGCUGGUCCAGCUUGACUUCUAAAUGCUGGUACCUACAGUUCAGGAAGCCACUGGUUGUCGUAGAAAUCUUCCCGGGGAUCAGGUCCUUGUUGCUUACGUGGAUUUGAAUCUCACAAACAGACGUCCCCACCAUCCUACCUCAUCUCCCUCCUUUUCCCUCUGUUAGGAUUGGGUUCUUUGUGUCUUGCAAACAUUCUCAGAGGUGGUUCUGGAAAGAGUGGGUGACUGUUCCCACAUUCUUGCAGAAUUUGCGCCUGGACAAAUGGAUUCUUGUGGGGUCCAGGAGAGUCCUCGUUUGGAGGGCUGCUUUCAAUAAUCCACAGAUGGUAAACAUCAGAGCACUUUAAUGGUUGUUCUCCAAGCCUCCAAGCCUUGCCACCAGAGUUUUAUCAUGGUCUUGCUCCAAUUGUAACCUUUGUGUAAAUAAUAAAACGGGGGAAUUUUAAUGUG